This is a messenger RNA of Fusarium oxysporum Fo47, 855 nucleotides long. Its product is annotated as S-adenosyl-L-methionine-dependent methyltransferase. NCBI's taxonomy places the organism in Eukaryota, Fungi, Ascomycota, Sordariomycetes, Hypocreales, Nectriaceae. The coding region runs from base 1 to 855 and encodes 284 amino acids. The transcript has 2 exons. The record is from RefSeq and is a predicted model, not a curated record.
AUGACUGGACCCCAGAUUUAUACUCUUAACAGCGGCAAGAAGGGCGUUGAGGAACAUCGCCUCGACUACCAGCACAUCACUUGGUUACAUCUUACGAAGACCUUGAUCCCCGAUAACAUCAAGUCAUAUCUCAACUCUCUUGGCCGUCCACCUGCAGUAGCCGAUGUUGGAACUGGCACUGGGGUCUGGCUACGAGAUUUCGCACCGGAAGUCCACCAAGACGCUCGUCUUGAUGGGUUUGACAUAGAUGAUUCAAAGUUCUUCCCCCCCAGCGAACUUCCAUCAAAUAUCAAGUUGUCACUCGGUGAUGUCUUCGAGCCAAUCCCCGAGAAUCUUGUGGGAAAAUAUGAUUUGGUGCAUGUUCGACUUUUGAUGGUCGCUCUCAAAGCCGGGGAUUGGGUGCCAGUAGCAAAGAACCUUCAAUCACUUCUGCGACCAGGAGGUUACAUUUUGUGGGACGAAACAGGAUUCACCAAGUUCAAUGCGACUCCAAUCACUGAAGCAUACCAGAAAUGGAUCAGUACGGAUGUCCGGUACGGACUAUCAGUCGGACGCGAUGUCACAAGCCCAAUGCCACUUGAGGGGCACUUCAGAAAGGCUGGUUACGUCGAUUGCUCCCACAUCGACUUUAGCAGCUUCAGUGAGGGACCUGAAGUCCGAAAGAGAGCUGGGGAUACACUUGUCAACUACGCACGACAGGCCUUGAAUGGCAUUGCUUCCCGGGGAGAGUUUGAGUGGAUUCACUCUCAUGAAGAUGUGGAGAAGCAUUGCGACAGGCUACAACAAGAGGUAGACGACGGCAUUUCGGUGAUGGGAUUUGAGGUUCGGUGGACUAUUGGACGGAAGCCGGAAUAA